AUGUCGGACAGGCCAGAGCCCAGCUCCCCCUGGCAGGAGCGAGCCUGUGCCCCCCGAGGGGCUGCAGCCGGCCAGGGCCCCCGGGCCCUGCUGCUGGUGGAGCCGGGGCAGCCUCCAGGCGAUGGAUUGGUGCGCGCAUUCCUGGAGCCCCUGCGGGCGCUGUCCGUGGCCCCCGACUCUGUGUGCGGGAUCUGUGGCAGGGGCCCUGGGCCCUCCUGGUGGUGUCCCCCACCGCCCUGCUCACCGCUGGCUGAGGUGGUGGGCGCUCACCUGAGCGGCCCGCAGACCCCAGGCCGCAGGAAGCUCAGCCCUGGGGCUCACCAUGACGGCAGCAGACCAGGCAGCCAGGGUCUGGAAGGUGAGGUGCGAUUCAGGUCACAGAGGGUGACCUCGGAGGAGCCCACCCACCCCCAGGCUCAGGUUCCUAAGCUGCGUGCCCUGCUGCGGGACACUGAUCCGGAGCCUGUGUCACAGCUGGGGAGACCCCUGCCAAGCCCCACAGGGCCUUCACAGAGCCUGCCCCCUCCCGCUGGGGGAAGCAGCCAGGCCACGCCCCUCCGACCAGGAAGCAGCCAGGCCACGCCCCUCCCACCAGGAAGCAGCCAGGCCACGCCCCUCCGACCAGGAAGCAGCCAGGCCACGCCCCUCCCACCAGGAAGCAGCCAGGCCACGCCCCUCCCACCAGGAAGCAGCCAGGCCACGCCCCUCCCACCAGGAAGCAGCCAGGCCACGCCCCUCCCACCAGGAAGCAGCCAGGCCACGCCCCUCCCACCAGGAAGCAGCCAGGCCACGCCCCUCCCACCAGGAAGCAGCCAGGCCACGCCCCUCCCACCAGGAAGCAGCCAGGCCACGCCCCUCCCACCAGGAAGCAGCCAGGCCACGCCCCUCCCACCUGGAAGCAGCCAGGCCACGCCCCUCCCACCUGGAAGCAGCCAGGCCACGCCCCUCCCACCAGGAAGCAGCCAGGCCACGCCCCUCCCACCAGGAAGCAGCAGUGUCAUCACCUGCUGA
Molecule: messenger RNA, 1011 nt
Organism: Dipodomys spectabilis (banner-tailed kangaroo rat)
Lineage: Eukaryota; Metazoa; Chordata; Mammalia; Rodentia; Heteromyidae
Product: basic proline-rich protein-like
Exons: 3
Coding region: 1-1011 (336 amino acids)
Source: RefSeq, a predicted model, not a curated record